Molecule: messenger RNA, 595 nt
Organism: Eurypyga helias (sunbittern)
Lineage: Eukaryota; Metazoa; Chordata; Aves; Eurypygiformes; Eurypygidae
Gene: ERO1A
Product: ERO1-like (S. cerevisiae)
Exons: 5
Biological process (GO): protein folding in endoplasmic reticulum
Cellular component (GO): endoplasmic reticulum membrane; endoplasmic reticulum
Molecular function (GO): protein-disulfide reductase activity; thiol oxidase activity; FAD binding
Source: RefSeq, a predicted model, not a curated record
AUACGUGGUCGGAGAAGAAGUGGGGCCCCAACGUUACAGAGUUCCAGCAGAGGUUUGAUGAAGUCCUCACCGGAGGAGAAGGUCCCAGAAGACUCAAGAACCUGUAUUUUCUCUACCUGAUAGAGCUGCGGGCCCUUUCCAAAGUGCUCCCAUUCUUUGAGCGCCCGGGCUUCCAGCUCUACACGGGGGAUAAAAGUCGGGACACAGAAGCGAAAACCCUCCUGUUGGAUAUUCUCCAUCUGGCCAAGUCCUUCCCACUGCAUUUCGAUGAGAACUCGCUCUUCACAGGGAAUAAAAAGGAAGCUGCUAAACUGAAGGAGGAAUUCAGGCUGCACUUCAAGAAUAUUUCCAAGAUCAUGGACUGUGUUGGCUGCUUCAAGUGUCGGCUGUGGGGGAAGCUGCAGACGCAGGGCUUGGGCACGGCGCUGAAGAUCCUCUUCUCGGAAAGCCUGAUAGAAAAGAUACCCGAGAGCGGCCCCUCCUACGGGUUCCAGCUGAGCAGACAAGAAAUUGUUGCCUUAUUUAACGCUUUUGGAAGGAUUUCUACGAGCGUCAGAGAACUGGAAAACUUCAGGAACAUCUUGCGGAAUAGGGG